Molecule: messenger RNA, 2543 nt
Organism: Cantharellus anzutake
Lineage: Eukaryota; Fungi; Basidiomycota; Agaricomycetes; Cantharellales; Hydnaceae
Product: plasma-membrane choline transporter-domain-containing protein
Exons: 11
Coding region: 79-2226 (715 amino acids)
Biological process (GO): transmembrane transport
Cellular component (GO): plasma membrane
Molecular function (GO): transmembrane transporter activity
Source: RefSeq, a predicted model, not a curated record
GUUUGUCACGCGCGUAACGUUAACGUUCCUUUUGCAAUAACCGCUGAAGAGACGCCCUCGCGGUUGCGUCAGCGUUAGAUGCAGUCGCCCUUCAGCGUAUACGCAUCCGCGUUUCUUAACAGGGCAAGCACGGCUAUAGAUCCUGCGUCUUCGACAUCAUCACAUCCACUAUUCUACUCAGCAACGGGCGGCUCCGACUUUGAAGAGGACGGGAGCCCAUUUAGGAGAGACAGUGGUGACGACACUCCAGGAAAUCGUAGUUUGCUCGAUGAAGAGGAUGGCCUCCCCCGUUUGGCUGGGGACGAUGCUAAGCUUUCAGCGACACUAUUUGAUGCCGGGGAAGAGGUGUCUCCGUAUUUGGACGAAUCGCAGAUAAAUUUGAACCCACGCGCCCCUCCCGAGCAAAACUUGUCACUGUCAAUGUCCCAUAUACCAUAUAGAGACGAAGCUGAUGACCUUCCUGUUGACUUGGAUAGCCUUCCUAUGAUGGAUUCGGAUGUCGCCAACUCGCUGCUUAAGCCUCCUCGGUCAAAUGCACCGGCUCAGGGGUGGCGAACGCAUGACUCUGUUUUGCAACCCUCUUUAAUUUCUCGCUCUCCUAGCAUAGCAUUACGGCCCGACACACCAUCAGACUCGUCAUCAAUAUCUGAUGCCCCACCAUCGUAUCUUCUCGAAUCCCCACAUUCACCUCCACCACCGAUACCGUCAACGCGCAUUGAGUUAUCAGCACAAUUGACCGAGUCAUUGCUACCUCGAGAUGGCAUUGGGCGUGCUCUAUUCCAUCUUCCAGAUCCAGAUAGGCCCAUAUCCAAGAGCAAAUACAAUGACAUAACAUGGAUGACCACUUGGCUUUGGGCUGUGACUGCGUGCGUCGUCGGUUGUCUGAUUUCUCUGGUAUUUACGAAGUCGAAUCCCAAACCCAGUGGCCCCGGUCCUGCCAUGCCCCUCCCAUAUUCUACCUUGACGCACACGAUACCGCUGCUCACGAUGCUCGUUCUUGCGAGUUCUGGACUUUCAUACGGCUUUCUUAUAUUAUUUCGACUUGCCGUCCGACCCAUGCUUGUCCUGGCUGCAUUAUCAACUCCGUUAUUCCUCUUCCUUUCGGCUGCGUACGCAUUUUCUGGGUCAUUCUUCUACAAACCAGGCGUAGAGCCCACCUGGGGUGAAACCGUCGGUCUUCGGUUGUUCUCCCUUAUCCCUCUGGGCUUUGCAUACCUUACAGGGAAGUCAUUCUAUUCUCGCUAUGAUAUCCUGUUGCACACUGCCUCAGUGGUAGAGCUAUCUACCUCUCUGCUGAUAUCCCACCCAAGUGUUCUGCUACUAUCCCUUGCGACACUCUUCCUUUCGUUGGUCGCAUCGCUGCCCUUUAUAUCACUCACGCUACGGCUCUUAUUGUUGGGCUACUUUGGCAAAUCCGCCCCUGAGUCUCCAUGGGUAUGGCAUGUGUAUAACUAUGCAGGGACCCUCGCUAUUUUGGUUGUGAGCAUUUGGCUGUGGAGCUGGGGCGUGUCUCGGGGGAUUAUGCGAGUUGUUGUCGGAGGCGUUGUCGGACACUGGUAUUUUACAGCUCAGGACCCUGCAUACACGGUGAUGUCGCAGCAGCAGGCCACUCGUGCAGCGUUGGCUCGGGCUGCAGGACCAUCUCUGGGUUCAGUCUGUGCUGGUGCCUUCACCUUGAACGCCAUUCGGGCAUCUUUGUCCGUCCUCAGAUGGAUGCGUAGAUUUACCACUCCACCUCAAUUACUGUUCUUACUCCCCCUUCACCCUCUUUCCUUCGUUGCAAACUUUAUCUCCGUAUUAGACUCUUUGAGCUCUUAUACUUUGGUGUAUAUUGGCAUUACUGGAAGACCAUUUUGGCUCAGUGCGAGGGAGACUAGAGGGUUCGUGGUUAACACUGACAGUGAAGAGGCCAAUGAAGAGGAACCAACAUCGAGUCGGCGUCGGCGGCGUGGCCGAGGUCAUCGUAUCAGUGAUUAUACUCUUGUCCAUCGGGGAUAUAUUUUUGCGGCACAUACUUUAUCUGGUCCUAUCAAUGCUCCUCUUGCCGCACUUACAUGCGCAAUUGUGACUUUUUUGACCGUCCGGUUUGGACUAUGUCUCUCGGAAGAUGCUGCUGACGCGAUGUUCCUUUGUUACCAUAUCGAUUUGCAAGCUGGUGCAAAGCAUCGGGUAGAUGUAUUCGAAGCUUUCGAAGGUCGUCCACGACGAGGUCCAAUGGCAGUCUAAUUUUCCUUCUACUGUCUUGUUUCUAGUUCUAAUAUUCAUUGAUCCAAACUCGUCUGUGAUAUGAAGACGUGAGGUGACCAUCCGCGGAGCUGAAGCUUGUGAAGAUCGUGCCCUCCCCGGGUGUCCCCCAUCCCCUGAAAGCCAGCUGCCCGAGAUAUACUGUCCAAGACGGAAACCACUCUACUCCCUACCAAGGAAUGCAGAAUGCAAAUUGACUAAGUUCCACGCCAUUGCCUACGAGUAUGCAGAGCACCCGGGUUGUUCAUCCACACCCUUACUUGUACAAUAGAUACUCAGACUAGGCCUAGUAGAUGCAA